This is a messenger RNA of Budorcas taxicolor (takin), 3642 nucleotides long. RefSeq names its product zinc finger SWIM-type containing 6 (gene ZSWIM6). The transcript is spliced from 14 exons. Gene Ontology annotation, molecular function: zinc ion binding. NCBI's taxonomy places the organism in Eukaryota, Metazoa, Chordata, Mammalia, Artiodactyla, Bovidae. Gene Ontology annotation, cellular component: Cul2-RING ubiquitin ligase complex. The record is from RefSeq and is a predicted model, not a curated record. The coding region runs from base 1 to 3642 and encodes 1213 amino acids.
AUGGCGGAGCGCGGACAGCAGCCUCCUCCCGCGAAACGGCUCUGCUGCCGGCCGGGCGGCGGCGGUGGCGGCGGCGGCGGCGGGGCCAGCAGCGGCGGCGGAGGAGCGGGUGGCGGUUAUAGCUCUGCCUGUCGGCCGGGCCCGCGGGCGGGCGGCGCGGCGGCAGCGGCGUGCGGAGGCGGCGCAGCGCUGGGGCUGCUGCCGCCGGGCAAGACCCAGAGCCCCGAGUCGCUGCUGGACAUCGCGGCGCGCAAGGUGGCUGAGAAGUGGCCGUUCCAGCGCGUGGAGGAGCGCUUCGAGCGCAUCCCGGAGCCGGUGCAGCGCCGCAUCGUCUACUGGUCCUUCCCCCGCAGCGAGCGGGAGAUCUGCAUGUACUCGUCCUUCAACACCGGCGGCGGCGCCGCGGGCGGCCCCGGCGACGACAGCGGCGGCCCCGGCGGCGCGGGCGGCGGCGCGGGCGGCGCGGGCGGCGGCGGCUCCUCGUCCUCGCCGGCCGCCACCUCGGCCGCCGCCGCCGCUGCCGCCGCAGCCGCUGCCGCCGCCUCCGGGGCCGGGGCCCCGUCGGUGGGGGCCGCCGGGCCGGCGGACGGCGGCGAUGAGACACGGCUGCCCUUCCGCCGGGGCAUCGCGCUGCUGGAGAGCGGCUGCGUAGACAACGUCCUGCAAGUCGGUUUCCACUUGAGUGGCACAGUGACAGAACCUGCAAUACAAUCGGAGCCAGAAACUGUUUGCAACGUGGCCAUCAGCUUUGAUCGUUGCAAGAUUACCUCAGUGACCUGCAGCUGUGGAAACAAGGACAUAUUUUAUUGUGCGCAUGUUGUGGCACUGUCUUUAUACCGCAUCCGCAAGCCAGAUCAGGUCAAAUUGCAUCUUCCCAUUUCAGAGACUCUCUUUCAAAUGAAUAGAGACCAACUACAAAAGUUUGUACAGUAUUUGAUCACAGUGCACCACACAGAAGUUUUGCCAACUGCUCAAAAAUUAGCAGAUGAAAUUCUUUCCCAGAAUUCAGAAAUCAACCAAGUACAUGGUGCUCCUGAUCCAACAGCAGGUGCUAGUAUAGAUGAUGAAAACUGCUGGCACUUAGAUGAAGAGCAGGUUCAAGAACAGGUUAAACUGUUCCUUUCCCAGGGCGGGUACCACGGAUCAGGGAAGCAGCUUAAUUUGCUCUUUGCAAAGGUGCGGGAGAUGUUAAAGAUGAGGGACUCAAAUGGGGCCCGAAUGUUGACUUUGAUAACAGAGCAAUUCAUGGCUGACCCUCGUCUCUCGCUUUGGAGGCAACAAGGCACUGCAAUGACUGACAAAUACAGGCAGCUCUGGGAUGAGCUGGGUGCUCUGUGGAUGUGUAUAGUUUUAAAUCCCCACUGCAAGUUGGAGCAGAAGGCAAGUUGGCUAAAACAGCUAAAAAAGUGGAAUGGUGUUGAUGUCUGUCCAUGGGAAGAUGGAAAUCAUGGUAGUGAAUUACCCAACUUAACCAAUGCUCUGCCUCAGGGUGCAAAUGCCAACCAAGAUUCAUCGAACAGGCCACAUCGGACAGUGUUCACUCGAGCCAUCGAGGCAUGCGAUCUCCACUGGCAGGAUAGCCACUUGCAGCACAUUAUCAGCAGUGACCUAUACACCAACUACUGUUACCAUGACGACACUGAAAACUCCCUCUUUGACUCCCGUGGGUGGCCCCUCUGGCAUGAACACGUUCCUACGGCCUGUGCGCGAGUGGAUGCGUUGCGUUCUCAUGGGUACCCCAGAGAAGCACUGAGACUAGCAAUAGCUAUUGUUAACACAUUGAGACGGCAGCAACAGAAGCAGCUGGAAGUGUUCCGAACCCAGAAAAAAGAGCUACCCCAUAAAAGCAUAACCUCAAUAACCAAUCUGGAGGGCUGGGUUGGACACCCCCUGGACCCCGUGGGCACACUUUUCAGCAGCCUUAUGGAAGCCUGCCACACUGACGCCGAAAGCUUCCCUGUGUUCUCAGAUUUUACAGAGAGUAUGGGACAGUGCAAGUCUCUGGAAUACCAGCAUCUACCUGCACACAAAUUCCUAGAAGAAGGGGAAUCCUAUCUAACGCUGGCUGUGGAAGUAGCCCUAAUAGGGCUGGGACAGCAGCGGGUCAUGCCUGAUGGGCUGUACACCCAGGAGAAGGUUUGCCGCAAUGAGGAACAGCUCAUCUCCAAGCUUCAGGAGAUUGAAUUGGAUGACACACUGGUGAAAAUUUUUCGCAAGCAAGCAGUCUUCCUAUUAGAAGCCGGCCCAUAUAGUGGUUUAGGCGAAAUAAUCCAUCGGGAGAGUGUUCCAAUGCACACAUUUGCCAAGUAUCUCUUCACCUCUCUCCUACCUCAUGAUGCUGAACUGGCAUACAAAAUUGCACUGAGAGCAAUGCGGUUGCUAGUAUUGGAAUCUACUGCUCCAACGGGAGACCUCACCCGCCCACACCACAUUGCAUCAGUUGUUCCCAACCGAUACCCUCGCUGGUUCACUCUAAGCCACAUAGAAUCCCAGCAGUGUGAGCUGGCGUCCACUAUGCUAACUGCAGCCAAAGGUGAUGUUCGGAGGCUGGAAACAGUGUUAGAAUCCAUCCAGAAAAACAUUCACUCCUCAUCCCACAUCUUCAAGCUUGCCCAGGAUGCAUUUAAAAUAGCAACUCUCAUGGACAGUUUGCCAGACAUCACUCUUUUGAAAGUGUCUCUGGAGCUGGGCCUGCAGGUUAUGCGAAUGACACUGUCAACCUUAAAUUGGCGGCGACGGGAGAUGGUGAGGUGGCUGGUAACGUGUGCUACUGAAGUGGGUGUCUAUGCCCUGGACAGCAUCAUGCAGAGCUGGUUUACGCUCUUUACUCCCACCGAAGCCACAAGUAUUGUUGCCACCACUGUGAUGUCCAACAGCACCAUCGUCCGCCUCCACCUGGACUGCCACCAGCAGGAAAAGCUGGCCAGCAGCGCCCGGACACUCGCGCUGCAGUGUGCCAUGAAGGACCCUCAGAACUGUGCCCUCUCCGCGCUGACCCUGUGUGAAAAGGAUCACAUAGCUUUUGAGACGGCGUACCAAAUCGUUCUUGACGCUGCUACAACCGGCAUGAGCUACACCCAGCUCUUCACAAUAGCACGGUACAUGGAGCACCGCGGGUACCCCAUGAGGGCCUACAAGCUGGCCACCCUGGCCAUGACCCAUCUCAACCUGAGCUACAAUCAGGACACGCACCCUGCCAUUAACGACGUUUUGUGGGCCUGUGCGCUCAGCCACUCCCUUGGUAAAAACGAGCUUGCAGCUAUAAUACCUCUGGUGGUCAAGAGUGUCAAGUGUGCAACGGUACUGUCAGACAUUUUGCGCAGGUGCACUCUGACCACCCCUGGCGUGGUGGGACUUCACGGGAGGAGGAACUCUGGUAAGCUCAUGUCACUGGACAAAGCCCCCUUGAGGCAACUCUUGGAUGCCACGAUUGGGGCCUAUAUCAACACGACACACUCACGGCUCACACACAUCAGUCCUCGGCACUAUAGUGAGUUCAUAGAGUUCCUCAGCAAGGCCCGAGAGACCUUCUUAAUGGCGCAUGAUGGACACAUUCAGUUUACACAGUUUAUUGACAACCUGAAGCAAAUCUACAAAGGCAAAAAGAAACUGAUGAUGUUGGUUCGGGAGAGGUUUGGUUGA